AUAUUAUGUAAUAUAAAUUGUUGUCCCUUCUAUUAAUAUCAACAAUAGUAUGGUAUACGAAUUAACCUUCGAAACAAAGAUUUUAGAGAGGUUUUUCAAAUGAUUUUAAAGCAUUUCUUGAUUAAAAGUAUAAGCUUUGGGGAUUUCAUAGACCUGAUAUAAUUUCUGGAUGUUAUGGGUAUUAGAUUAAUAGAUGUAUAUAGAGGAGCAGAAACAAGACCAACUUAAAAACCUUCUAAAAUACCUAUAAUAUUUAUACAUGGUAAUAGUGAUGUUGCUGUAGGAGAUGGAAGCUAUGGGAAUUAUAUGACAGGAUUUAGCUCAUAGAUUGAAUAUUUUUUAAAUCAAGGAUAUGAGAAAUAAGAUUUAUAUGCCACAACAUGGGGAGAUGCAGACCCUGCUACAGCAAAUUUGAAUUAUCAUUCUGAGAACUAUCUAAAAUACAACAGGGCAUUUGUUGAAGCUGUUUUAGAAUAUACAUAAUCACCUUACGUCAAUAUUAUUUCACAUUCUAUGGGUGUAACUUUGGCCAGAAAAGUAGUUAAAGGAGGAAUAGGUCAUGAUGAAUUAGGUAGUGGCAGAUAUGAUCUAGGGGAUCCACUAACUUCUAAUAUCAAAGUAUUUGUUGGUUUAGCAGGAGGAAAUCUAGGAUUAAGUUCUUGUUAUACUGCUGGUACAUCUUUACCUAGUUGUGGAUUAACUAAUGGAUUUUAUCCAGGAUAACCACCUUAUAUUGGAAGAUCAACUUUCUUAGAAGAAUUGGAUUCUAAUUCUGCUAAAGAAGCUAAAUAUGUUGUUACUGGAAGAGCUAACUAUGACGAAAUUAUUGGAGGAAACAAUCUUGUUUGGGGCAAAUAUACAACUAGAAUUAAAAAUGAAAAUGAUGAAAUCGUUUUUAAUAGUCCAACUAUAGGUCACUUUGGAUUAAGAGAUGAAGCUGGACCUGAAAUUUAUUCAAUUCUAAAAAAAUAAGGUGCCAUCAAUUAAUGAAAUUAACAAUAUUUUCAUUUAUUA
Paramecium sonneborni is the source of this 1014-nucleotide messenger RNA. The record is from the annotation of a GenBank genome assembly. NCBI's taxonomy places the organism in Eukaryota, Ciliophora, Oligohymenophorea, Peniculida, Parameciidae.